This is a messenger RNA of Elaeis guineensis (African oil palm), 3930 nucleotides long. Its product is annotated as DExH-box ATP-dependent RNA helicase DExH15 chloroplastic. Lineage: Eukaryota; Viridiplantae; Streptophyta; Magnoliopsida; Arecales; Arecaceae. Gene Ontology annotation, biological process: nuclear-transcribed mRNA catabolic process, 3'-5' exonucleolytic nonsense-mediated decay. Gene Ontology annotation, molecular function: nucleic acid binding; ATP binding. The record is from RefSeq and is a predicted model, not a curated record. Gene Ontology annotation, cellular component: Ski complex.
AGUUAAGGCGUUCCCCAGGCUACGCUCUUUCGGCCUCUCCCUUCCUCUCCCUGCCAUGUACUCCCUCGCUCUACCCUCUUCCUCCUCCCUCCUUUUCCCUUACUUUCUACGCCCAUUCCCUCCCCCCAUCUUUCUCCGGGGCCCUGGAGCCCUAGGUUUUUUCCGGCCCAUGGCCGCCGGAGCUUCCAUGGUGAGGUUUCCUCUCGUCCCCUUCUCCGGGAACCCCCUGCGCACCGGCUUCCCGACCAAGAAGCAGUUCUCAGAUCCCGAGGACGAGGACGAAGACGAAGACGACGAUGAAGAGGCCGCGGAAGAGUACGAGGUUGAUGGGUUCUUGGUGGAAGACUCGGAGGAGGACGAAGACAGAGAGAGGGAGACCGCUCAGCCUGCGGCGGCGGCGGCUGGCCCGUCGCCUCGGUCCGAGGAGCACAAGUGGCAGAGGAUCGAGAGGCUGCUCGCUGAGGUGAGGGAGUUUGGUGAGGGAAUCAUCGAUUUUGAGGAGCUCGCGGGCAUAUAUGAUUUCCCCAUUGACAAAUUUCAGCAUUUGGCUGUCCAAGCAUUUUUGAGAGGCUCAUCUAUUGUAGUUUCUGCACCAACAAGCAGUGGGAAGACAUUAAUUGCAGAAGCUGCAGCGGUGGCUACAGUUGCUAGAGGAAGACGGCUCUUUUACACAACUCCCUUGAAGGCUUUAUCAAAUCAGAAGUUUCGUGAUUUUCGUAGGACAUUUGGUGAAAAUAAUGUUGGCCUUCUAACUGGAGAUUCUGCCGUCAACAAAGAUGCCCCGAUUCUAAUUAUGACCACAGAGAUUUUGCGUAACAUGCUGUACCAAAGUGUUGGUAUGAUUUCGACUGAAAGUAGGUUGUUUCGUGUUGAUGUGAUUGUUUUGGAUGAAGUGCACUAUCUCAGUGACAUAUCUCGGGGCACAGUUUGGGAAGAGAUAGUUAUAUAUUGUCCAAAGGAAGUCCAGCUUAUAUGUCUUUCAGCAACCGUUGCAAAUCCUGACGAGUUGGCAGGUUGGAUAGGGAAGAUUCAUGGUAAAACUGAGUUGGUAACAUCCACCAAACGACCAGUUCCGCUGACUUGGCACUUCUCACUGAAGAAUUCACUGUCACCGCUUCUUGAUGAUAAAGGAACAAGAAUGAAUAGGAAGCUGUCACUUAAUCAUUUACAACCGACUGCCCCAAGAACAGAACCAUCCAAUGGAAACAAAAUGAGGAAGCAUAAAAUGGGUAAAGUUCAGCAACGUUUUGGUGUUGCUAGCAUAUCAAAGCAGACACCAUUGUCAAAGAAUGAUACAAACUCGAUACGCCGUUCUCAAGUUCCCCAGAUCAGAGAUACCUUAUGGCAUCUUAGGGUAAGGGAUAUGCUUCCUGCUAUUUGGUUUAUAUUUAGCAGACGAGGAUGUGAUGCUGCCAUCCAGUAUCUUGAGGAUUGCAAGCUUUUAGAUGAGUGUGAAGCUAGUGAAGUUGAGCUGGAAUUUAGGAGGUUCCGUAUGCAAUAUCCUGAUGCUGUCAGAGAGGUUGCUGUAAAAGGCCUUUUGCAGGGAAUUGCUGUACAUCAUGCUGGUUGCUUGCCUCUAUGGAAGUCAUUUAUUGAAGAGUUAUUUCAGCGUGGCCUUGUUAAAGUUGUCUUUGCAACUGAAACUCUUGCUGCUGGGAUCAACAUGCCUGCUCGAACGGCUAUAAUCUCUUCUCUCAGCAAGAGGACAGAAGCAGGUCGAACACUUUUAAGCCCAAAUGAACUGUUCCAAAUGGCAGGGCGUGCUGGACGGAGAGGUAUUGAUGAAGUGGGCCAUGUUGUUCUUGUUCAGACUCCCUAUGAAGGAGCUGAAGAGUGCUGUGAUCUUCUCUUUGCUGGGCUUGAACCUCUUGUCUCACAAUUUACUGCUUCAUAUGGAAUGGUUUUGAAUCUCCUUGCUGGUGUAAAACUCACUCGUAAACCAAAAGAGCCAGAUGCCAUGAAAGCUUUACAUUCUGGGCGAACUUUAGAAGAAGCUAGGAAACUGGUGGAGCAAAGUUUUGGAAAUUAUGUUGGUAAUAAUGUCAUGCUUGCUGCCAAAGAAGAGCUUAAGAAGAUAAAGAAAGAAAUUGAAUUGCUUUCUUCAGAAAUAAGUGAUGAUGCGGUUGAUAGAAAGUGCCAAGAGCAGUUAUCCAUGAUGGAAUAUGCUGAGAUUUCUAAUCUGCAGGAGGAAUUAAGGGCAGAGAAACGACUGCGAACUGAACUCAGACGAAAGAUGGAACUUAAGCGAAUGGCUGCAUGGAAACCAAUAUUGGACGAUUUUAAAAAUGACCACCUUCCAUUCAUGUGUUUGCAGUAUAAAGAUAAGGAAGCGGUUCAGCACAUUGUCCCUGCUGUUUAUAUUGGAAAGCUCCAGUUCUUUUCUUCUCCAAAGAUCAUGAAUAUGGUUCAGUCAGGUCAUUCUGUUGCUGACACUAUGGAAGUUGAUUCUGGAGAUGUAAGGGACCAAAAUGAUAGCAGACCAGCUUAUUAUGUGGCUCUAAGUUCUGAUAACUCAUGGUAUCUCUUUACAGAAAAAUGGGUAAGAAUGGUGUACAAGACAGGUUUGCCCAAUGCCUCAUUAGUUGAUGGUGAUCUACUACCCCGAGAAACAUUGAGGGCACUUCUUGUGAAAGAAGAGUUGCAAUGGGAAAAGCUUGCAGAUUCUGAAUUUGGGUCCUUAUGGUGCAUGCAAGGAUCUCUAGAGACAUGGUCAUGGAGUCUCAAUGUUCCAGUAUUGAGUAGCCUUUCAGAAGAUGAUGAGGUUAGGCAUUGGUCCCAGGCAUAUCAAGAUGCUGUGGAAUGUUACAGGGAGCAAAGAAGCAAAGUUUCACGUCUGAAGAAAAAGUUAACAAAUACCAAAGGAUUCAAAGAGUUAAAAAAAAUCAUAGAUAUGACAAACUAUACAAAAGAAAAGAUUGAACUCUUGGAGGCUAGAUCCAAACGUUUAACUAGGCGAAUAGAGCAGAUUGAACCAACAGGUUGGAAGGAGUUUCUACAGAUCAGCCAAGUAAUACAAGAAGCGAGAGCAUUAGAUAUCAACACUCAUGUUAUAUACCCUUUAGGUGAAACAGCAGCAGCAAUCCGAGGAGAAAAUGAACUCUGGCUUGCUAUGGUCCUUAGAAAUAAGGUCUUGUUAGAUCUAAAACCUGCACAACUUGCAGCAGUGUGUGGAAGUUUAGUAUCAGAAGGAAUUAAAAUUCGGCCCUGGAAGAGCAACAGCUAUAUAUAUGAAGCAUCUUCUGUGGUCAUUAAUGUUAUCAACCAUUUGGAGGAGCAGAGAAACUCUCUUAUACAGAUACAAGAUAGGUAUGGGGUACAGAUACCUUGUGAAUUAGACAGCCAAUUUUCUGGAAUGGUUGAAGCUUGGGCCUCUGGUUUAACUUGGAGAGAAAUAAUGAUGGACUGUGCUAUGGAUGAGGGAGAUCUGGCUCGACUUUUAAGACGUACUAUCGAUUUACUAGCUCAGAUUCCAAAAUUGCCUGAUAUUGACCCACUGGUCCAGAACAAUGCAUUACUCGCAUCCAAUGUCAUGGACCGUGCACCAAUAAGUGAGCUUGCUGGAUGAACUGCUCACUGCAUAUGCAGCAAAUGUAUUAUUAAUGUUUUAUAUAUUUUAAUGUUAUUAUGUGUUAUGCUGUAUAUAAAAAUCUUGCACACCUUGGAUAAAGCAGCCAAAUUCCUAGUUUCUUUUAGAGCCCAAGGGAGUAUUGGUAACUUGAAGGGUGUGGUCCUUUUACUCCACCUUUACCUUUUCCCUAUACGUUUACAGGUGUGGCUCAUAGAAAUCAAAAUGACAAACAUUUUCACUCUCUCUCUCUCUUUAUGUUUUUUUUUUGGGCGAGCUACCUUUUCUUGCAACUGUACUAGCAAAUCAGCAUUUGCUUUUCUCAUUAUUCAACUACUUUUGGCAAACAGAAAUCUUGAUUAGGA